CUUCUUCUUCUCAAACCAUUUCUCUCCUAAUGUUCUUUUGAUUUUUCUCUAUGGCUUCUUUCCACCUUCUUUUCCCUCUUUUCCCCCUCCAUUUAGGGUUUCAUUUUAAAAGUUUUGAACCUCUCCUCAAAGCUUGGAUUUGAAUUCCAACACAAUCUUCUUCCCCAAAAGCAAAGUUCAACAAAAUCUCACAAUUACUUCAUUUUUCAAUCCAGAAGGGAGAAAAAAAUGUCUAAUAAUAAAAUGAAAGGCCUUCUGAAAGGCCUCAGAUACAUUUCUCAAAUAUUUGAUAAUGAGAAAGAACCUGAAAUGCAGAUUGGGUUUCCAACAGAUGUGAAACAUGUUGCUCAUAUUGGAUGGGAUGGUCCUUCCGUCAAUUCUCCAAGCUGGAUGAAUGAAUUCAAACAUCCAAACAAUGGAGAUAUCAAACAAGAUGCCUCUGCCCAAUGUGUUUCUCAAGGAAAUGUAAUUGGAAUAGAUUCAAAAAGAGACAUGGCAGUUACAAGUCGGGACAUGCCGGAGCUACCAAAAUCAUCAAAACGGCAGUCGUCGACCGUCGGGGGAAGCGUGGCGGAGUCUCCGACGAUGAGAGAUAAAUCGGAGAAGGUAAAGUCAAAGAAGUCUUCAAAGGCGAGGGAAUCUUCUUCAUCGGAUAACAUCGGACCCUCGCGCCGGAAUUCCGAUCUGAACCAAGGCAGUGAAUCGCCGACGGAAAGCCUCCCUGGAGUUCCUAAGAAAGGGCGGCGAAAGAAAUCAAAGGAGGAAGGAUCAACGAAAUCGAGAUCCAAAGCCACGGCGGCGGAGACCUGCUCGUCUCAGUUCUCCAAUAACGCAUCGGACGUGGGAUCCAUCUCCAGAUCCAACGACGAUGACUUGUUAACCGGAGAUGGGGUUUUCACAUGAAAAUUAACUAAUAAAAUAUUUGCUUUUGGGGAAGAAAGAAAAAAAGGGGAGAGGGGCAAUUAUGUAGUUUACUAAGGUAGUAGGUACUUUAGGGUAAUUUUAUAGUUUUACUUUUACUCUUUUUUUUUUUUUUUGGGUUAAGGAAAGUUUAUCAUCAAACCUAUUAAAGUUUUUUUCUUUUCUUUUCUUUUCUUUUUUCAAUUUCUAAUUUCUUUUAAUGGGGGACAGAAUUGAAAAGUAAUAUACCUUUUGUUCAUAUCAUCUAUCA
This is a messenger RNA of Cucumis sativus (cucumber), 1171 nucleotides long. RefSeq names its product CRIB domain-containing protein RIC6. Lineage: Eukaryota; Viridiplantae; Streptophyta; Magnoliopsida; Cucurbitales; Cucurbitaceae. The coding region runs from base 229 to 903 and encodes 224 amino acids. The transcript is spliced from 5 exons. The record is from RefSeq and is a predicted model, not a curated record.